This is a messenger RNA of Penicillium nucicola, 2241 nucleotides long. Its product is annotated as tetratricopeptide repeat protein. Bases 1 to 2241 code for a protein of 746 amino acids. The transcript is spliced from 2 exons. Gene Ontology annotation, molecular function: protein binding. Lineage: Eukaryota; Fungi; Ascomycota; Eurotiomycetes; Eurotiales; Aspergillaceae. The record is from RefSeq and is a predicted model, not a curated record.
AUGGACUUGCGUGGGAAACUGAGCGAAUGUCGCUCCGCAUCGCACGACACCCUGCGGAGUGGCAUGCCCUCGCCGCGGGUUGCGCACUUCGACGGUGAAGUGCCGCCUGCCCUCUCCCCCCUCGAUGCCUUCGCCGCACAGGGUCGAUUUCUGGCCCGACAGCUCGACGAGUCUCGCCGUGGAGACCGACGCAUGAGCCGACUGCCACCAUCGAGUGUGGCUCGAUCGCUUUCACAAGGCCGCCCGGGCUUCUACCGUUCCAAAUCAUCCACUGAACGCCACGGCGACCUGACGGGUCAGCCUACCACCGAGCUUACCCGCAAACCUACGCAGAAAGGCCUCCCCGAAUUCGAGGAGCCCAAGUACCGACCCAUCUCCGAACACCCGCGCUUCAGUUCGGUUUCAAAUGCGAGCACCGAGGCGAGUAUUUGGGAGGAUGACACCAUGACGCCCCGGACAUCAAUGCUUCAGUCGAGCCCGCAGGUGUUUGAGAUGCCUCGUGCGGAAUCCCCAGAGGAGGUUGCGUCGCUGGCGAGUGGAGCAGAGGACGCGCCUGUUGGUGUUGCUUUGACGGAACCUCGAGGCUCGUCGACCGACUCCGGAUCGCGCCUGCACAUCCCCCGGACCUUGGCACCACCUGUGUCGCCGCACUCGCGAUCAACUAGCACUACGAAAGUUGCACAAACCGAGAGCUCCGAUGACGACUACAGCAGCUCGAACGGCGGGUCGACGUUCUCCAAGCCUCGCAAGAUGUCAUCUGGAAGUGCGGUAUCAUUGCCGUAUUCCCCCAUGUCAACAUACCCCACCAGACCACACCCUCGAUCACCCUCGAUGAGCUCCGAAACCUCGAAUACCGGAAAUCACCAUCUGCCACGCCCGUCUUUCAACUUCUCCCGUCCGCUCAGUCGGUCUAGCACGAGCUUGUCCGCCCAAUCUGCCCCUGGAGCUUCAACGGGUUCUGAGCCCACCAUUGCUCACCAACCCAACCAGAUGCAGCGUCGUAGCAAGCCCGCUCCGAUUCUCCUGCCAUUAGCGACUGAAGAAGCAGGCAAAGUGCCCCCUUGUGACGGCGAUCCGCUUUCUGCUGUGUCGUCCUACACAUAUGCUAGUUAUUCGCUUCCCCGUGGACGUGGACUUUCGAGAGAUUCGGUGGUGUUCGCAGGCUUACAAACUCCUCAUUUUGAGUGGGCAGAGCCAUUGUUUGAGAAGACACCUCCUCGCAAUUCUGAGGAACCACCCCGAACGGCACGGACGCCUUCACCUUCUCCACGCCCUCGAUUCGACCACUCACCUAAGCCUCAUUCUAUGCAUGAAGUCCCUGCCUCAAAUACGCCUCAGCCUCAAACGCCCAAGCAUGAACAUAUUCCACCACCUCCGCCUGUCCCUACUUCAGUAGAAAAGAAGACACAGAAAACCCCAGAGAAAAAGCCAGAGACGACAGUGCCCCGGCCCUCUACUGAAACAGCCCGAUCAACGACCAACGAGAAAGAUGAAACCGUCUCGUCUGCCGAUUCCGCUAGCACCAUGCGACCUCAGACUGCUACCGCCCAGGUAACAGCCUCUGGUCUCACAGCCGAUGAUCACGUUGCCAAGGGCAUCGAAUGUCACGAGAGGGGAUCAUUGAGUGAAUCGACAUAUCACCUGCGAGUUGCCGCGAAACAGAAUCAUCCGACGGGAAUGCUGCUUUACGCGCUGGCCUGCCGGCAUGGCUGGGGCAUGCGGUCCAAUGAGCAGGAGGGUGUACGGUGGUUACGCAAAGCCGUCGAUUCCGUUGGAUUGGAAAUGCUCGCUGAUCCUGAUGCUCCUGGCGCUUCCAAGGCGAAGGAGCUGCAGAAAGCAUACCGGGCUCAAUUUGCUUUGAGCAUUUACGAGCUGGGUGUCAGUUAUCUGAACGGGUGGGGUAUUGAGCAGGACAAGUCCCUUGCUCUGCGCUGUUUCGAGAUUGCCGGUCAGUGGGGUGAUGUUGAUGCCAUGGCCGAAGCUGGAUUCUGUUAUGCGGAAGGUGUUGGCUGUAAGAAGGACAUGAAGAAGGCCGCGCGGUUCUACCGUCAGGCCGAGUCCAAGGGUAUGAGCAUGGUUGGAAACAGCUGGAUCUACAAAGACAAAUACAUGGCUGAGGCCGAUGGCAACUCCCGCUCCCGUGGCCGAAAUGCCAGCAGCGAGAAGGAGAAGAAGCCACGGAGCAAGUCACGUACUCGCAGUAUCUUCCAGCGGAAGAAGUCUAUAGUUCCAGAGGCAUAG